This is a messenger RNA of Arthroderma uncinatum, 1470 nucleotides long. Its product is annotated as putative MFS transporter. The transcript has 3 exons. Gene Ontology annotation, molecular function: transmembrane transporter activity. Gene Ontology annotation, cellular component: membrane. Lineage: Eukaryota; Fungi; Ascomycota; Eurotiomycetes; Onygenales; Arthrodermataceae. Gene Ontology annotation, biological process: transmembrane transport. The record is from RefSeq and is a predicted model, not a curated record. The coding region runs from base 1 to 1470 and encodes 489 amino acids.
AUGUCGGCCGUCGCAGAACUCGAAGCGAAGGGCAUCGAGCUCGAGGCGAAGGGAACGCCUGAAGAGACUGCCGUCGUUAUCGACGAGAAGCGAGAGCGUGCGUUGAUCGCGAAGAUUGACCGGCAUAUCGUCCCGUUCCUGGUUGGAUUGUACUUGUUCAGCUUCCUGGAUCGAGUCAAUAUUGGAAAUGCACGGUUGUAUUCACUAGAGGAGGACUUGGGCUUGACCGGCAACCAAUAUCAAAUUGCGGUCUCGAUCCUAUUCAUCCCAUAUUGCUUACUCGAGGUCCCGUCGAACCUGUUCAUCCGUAGAUUCACUGCAUCGCGCUAUAUUGCGAUAAUAACGACAAUAUGGGGUCUUGUGGCCACUCUGACCGGCCUCACGCAGAACUUUGCUGGCCUGGUCGUCUGUCGGUUUAUAUUGGGUGCGGUUGAAGCUGGACUCUUCCCCGGUUUGAUUGCCUACAUGACGCUGUUCUACGGGAAAAGGGAGAUUGCCCUUCGAGUAGGAUACUUGUUUAGUGCUGCAGCCAUGGCUGGUGCAUGUGGUGGCCUCCUGGCAUACGCCAUUGGCUUUCUGGACGGGACUUCUGGUCUAAAGGGAUGGAGAUGGAUCAUGAUCCUCGAAGGUAUUCCAUCAUUCUUGAUUGGAAUCGCCACAUGGUUCGGCCUUGCAGACGACCCGGAUACGGCGUAUUACCUCAAUGCGGAGGAGAAGGAGCUUGUGAGGGCGCGACGGAGACGAGAGAUCGGCCAGACUGACUCUGCACAGCUGUUCCAUGUCGCAGACGCCAAAGAGGGUGCAAAAGACUGGACCAUUUAUCUGUUCUGUCUCGGCCAGUUUGGUACCGAUGCAGUUCUGUAUGGCUACAGCACUUUCUUGCCGACCAUCAUCAAGGAAUUCGGACACUGGACGGGUCCCCAGGUACAAGCAUUGACGAUCCCGUGCUAUGCCCUAGGCGCAAUUACAUAUCUCGUUGUCGCCUGGUUUAGCGAUCGAUGGCAACGCCGAGCCAUUUUCACCAUCGCUUUCACCUGCCUCACCAUCAUCGGCUACGGUCUAUUAAUAUCCGACUCGUCUUCCGGUGUACACUAUUUCGGCUGCUUCCUUGUCGCUAGCGGUGUCUAUGUGGCUGUCGGCCUGCCUACCGCAUGGCUACCAACAAACCUACCACGAUUCGGCAAACGCGCGUUUGCUACUGGUCUGCAGCUCACGCUUGGAAACACUUCCGGGAUUGUCACGCCGUUCCUUUAUCCUCACAAUACCGCACCGCGCUUCAUCAUGGGCCACUCUGUGACUCUAGCCCUCGCCGGCCUUUCUGUCUUGAUAUACGCUUUCAUGUGGGCUUACUAUCUACGGGUUAACAAAGCCCGUGCCGAGGGCAAAGAGGAUUACAAGAUCGAAGGAAUGACACACGAAGAAGUCCAGGAGAUGGGUGACCGCAACCCCCAGUUCCGGUAUAAUACCUGA